Haemonchus placei is the source of this 570-nucleotide messenger RNA. NCBI's taxonomy places the organism in Eukaryota, Metazoa, Nematoda, Chromadorea, Rhabditida, Trichostrongylidae. The record is from the annotation of a GenBank genome assembly.
AUGCUCGUUAAUAACCGCUUGAAAGAAAUACGACGCAUUGUAGAGGCCUUCAACAGCGAAGGGGUUGAAGUGCAUUUCAAAUUCGUACCGACAAAUCAAAAUCCAGCUGAUGCUGGUACUCGUGGUCUCACAAAAACGCAGUUGGACCAUGCUUUCUGGUGGGAAGGUCCCAACUUCUUAUGCGACCCUAUAGGCACGUGGUCCGCUCCUUCUUAUGCACUUAACAUGGACAACACGCAAGAGCACGGCCGGGCGUCAGUACUCAUAAACGCGGUAGGAUUAGAGAAAAUGCAAGAGACGGUGAAGCAAGUAAUUGACCUGUCUCGCUUCAGUUCAUUGACCAAAGCAAGAGUCAUGACGCUUGUGAUGGUGUUUGUUAAAAAAUUAGUGGAACGCUUAUCCCAGGCACGGAAAGAAGCAAUACAGGGAAACAUUCCGGAACUUAGGCACACCCCCAUCUACCCUCAGGCUAUAGGAGGUUACGCCUUGGCUGCGUCUCGAAGAGCCAUUAUACGCAUAUACGCAACCAACAGGUCCUCCACCUCACGGACGACUACCGGAAAUCCAUAG